CCCUUCCUUGCCCACACCCCCUCCAGAAGUCAAUCCCUCUGUCCAUCUCCCCAGCAGGCUCCACCCUCUCCCUUAGCCACACCUCCUAAACAAGCCCCUCCCCCUUCCUUGCCCACACCUCCUCCAGAAGCCAAUCCUUCACUGUUCAUAUCUCCCCAGCAGGCUCCACCCUCUCCCUUAGCCACACCUCCCAAACAAGGCCCUCCCCCUUCCUUGCCCACACCCCCUCCAGAAGCCAAUUCUUCUCUGUCCACAUCUCCCCAGCAGGCUCCAUCCUCUCCCUUAACCACACCCCCUCCAGAAGUCAAUUUCUCUCUGUUCAUAUCUCCCCAGCAGGCUCCACCUUCUCCUUUAGCCACCAGUCAUCUCCAGACCCAUCCUUCUCCCUCAGCCACAUCACUUCCUCAGGCUCCUCCCUCUCUGACCACAGCCCCUCAACGGGCUCCACCUUCUCCUCCCUUAGCCACACCCUUCCUCCAGGCCCCAUCCCCUCCAGCCACACCUCAUCCCGAGGCCCCUCCCUCUCCUGUGGCCACACCUAUCCAGGGUAUUCUCAUUCCUUCAACCACUUCCACUCCUCAGGACCCGCCCUCUCCUUUAGCCACACCCUCUGAACAAAGGGCUGACUCUCUCCUGGCCACACCCCUUAUGCAGGCCCUGCCCUCUCCCCCUCAGGCCACACCUCUUCAGAAGGGCUUUCUCUUACCCUCAUCCCCUUCACAGGAGCCACCCUUGUCCUUAGCCACGCCUCCUCACCAGGCUCCUCCCCUUUCUCAAAGGCUCUCCAUUUUGGCCACACCUCUUAUACAGGCCCCGCCCAUUCCCUCUGACCCACCCUCUCACUUGUUCCCUCCCUCUCCUCCCUUGGCCACACCUCCUCUUCAGUUCUCUCUUUUUCCUUUGGCCUCACCCCCUCCUCAAGCUUCUCCAUUUCCUCCAGCUUCACCCCCUCUGCAGGCCCUUCCCUCUUCCCUAGGAGCACACUCUCAACAAGCCCCAUCCUUUCGCUUGGUCCCGCCUUCCCCACCCCUGGCCAAACCCCCUCUUCAGUCCCCUCCCUUUCAUCUGGCCAUGCCUUCUCAGGCGUCAUCUUUGGAUACAUGCCCUGUGCAGCCCCCUCCUCCCUCUCCAUUAGCCACGCCUCUUCCUCAGGCUCCUCCCCCGCCCCUGGACACAUCUCUUGUGCCACCUUCUCUCUCUCCCUUGGCCACAGCCCCUGUGCUGGCCCAGCCCCACUUGCAGAGUGCGCCUCCUGGGGAGCUGCCCCUUCCCGAGUCUGUCUUGUCCUUGGGAGCCUUGGGUGGGGAGCUGUCCAGAAGCCCAUCCAGUACUCUGAGUGGCCCAGACCUUGCUGGACACAGCAGCAGUGCCACAAGUACUCCAGAGGAGCUGCGAGCCUAUGACAGUGGCCCUGAGAUAGGAGCCCCAGCUUCGCCCCCACCUGAUCCUGACCUCGAACUUGCUGCCUGCCAUCCUGCUGUUUGGAGCCGGCCAGGAGUCCCCACCCAGAGCCCCUGUACCACCUCCCCUCGACUUGCCCACGGGGUCCAGGUAAGCCCAGCCAGGGGGCAGAGGGGAAAGGCCUGGAGGAAGAGGGCAGCUCUUUGAAGAGGGGAUGUCUCAACCCUGUCCUUCCUUCCCAUAGGUGAGCCUCUGCCCUGGUCCCCUAUGGCUGGGCCCCCUGAUGGCCUGUCCACAAUCUAUGAGGCAGAGGCCCCUGAAACAGCAUUUGGACCCCCGAGCAGGGAGGUACAGGAUCAGGAAGAAGAAGAUGAUCAGACAGUGGAGAAGAUGCCUCCAGCCCCUCAUGGUCCCAAGCCAGCUCGAGUGGGUGAGCUGCAGCUGGGAGCAUUGCAGGCCAGUGUAGUACAGCAGUUGCUGAGCAGGACACUGCUGCUGGCUGCAGAGGGACCAGGGGGAGCCAGACAGGGACCUGGGAGUGGCCGCCCAGCUCUGAGUGAUGCUGAGCUGGGCCGCUGGGCAGAACUGCUCUCCCCUUUGGAUGAGUCCCGGGCUAGCAUCACAUCUGUCACUAGCUUCUCCCCAGAUGAUGUUGCCUCACCACAGGGAGACUGGACUGUAGUGGAGGUGGAGACCUUCCACUGAGAUGCCUUUGUCCCAUCCCAUCCGAAGGACUGGUGUGCCCUCUGAACUAAAGGCCCCAGCCUGUCUAAUACUGGCAUUUUACCUGCUUUCCCAUCUGCAGUUCCAUAGUAAGGGGAACUGGGCAGAGGGAAAAGCCCUGUUGAUGUUCUAGCUUCCUAACAUGCUUCUGAGUCCUGGAAGGGUCUUAGCCUGACAAACUCAUUGUCAAUCCCAUGCACUGUAUGUAUUUGUGGAUUGUCCUUGCUGGUUUGCUCCUGUGGCCCUUAGAGUCUGUGUGUGGUGUGUCUGUGUGUUUUCUAAGGCCUUUUUAGUUUGUAAUAAAUAAAGAUGAGACAGUGGA
Phascolarctos cinereus (koala) is the source of this 2446-nucleotide messenger RNA. RefSeq names its product proline rich 36 (gene PRR36). The record is from RefSeq and is a predicted model, not a curated record. NCBI's taxonomy places the organism in Eukaryota, Metazoa, Chordata, Mammalia, Diprotodontia, Phascolarctidae.